AGGCAGGCUUUAAAGUGACUCAAACCCUCCCAAAGACUGAGUGCAGACAGUCUCCACAGCACUAAGAAGUGGGCUUACUGUGACUGAACUGCAGCUUUUCUUGUCAACCUAAAACAAAAAACAGGAGAAAACCUUAGACUUACUGAAGACAGGCAGAUAAGGUGCUGCACACCCAGGACAAUGGGAAACUGAGCAGGCUUAGCACUUUUUACUGUAUUCAUUGUGAAGGACAGAGGAGCAAGGACAAACUGGAGGAUACUAGAGAUUAUAUUACCAUGGAAACCAAAAGCUGGAAGCGGACACAAGGACCACUGAAGGUGGAUGAGCUCCCUUGAAUGUAUCUUCACGUCGUUAUCCUGCUGCACACUGUGGUGAGAGAAUGCUGUGGAGAAUCACCAUCCCCAUCCUCUUUGCUGGGUUCUUCUGCGUCAUUGCAGAGGCCAAAAAGCUCCGGCCCCAAGGCUCAAUACCAUCCCCACACAAGGCCAAAGGAAACCUGUCUGCAGAUCACCCCCACAGACUUUUGCAGCAGAAACCAGAAGUCCUGUCCUCCAGCCGAGAGGCCCUAGUUGUGACUGAGCGGCGUUACCUCCGAAGAGACUGGUGCAAGACACAACCCCUUCGCCAGACAAUCAGUGAAGAGGGUUGCCGCAGCCGCACUGUGGUCAACCGCUUCUGCUACGGCCAGUGCAACUCCUUCUACAUCCCACGGCAUCUGGGUCCCAGCUCGAGUCAUGGACACAGUCGAGGUCAAGCUUCAGGGUCGGGAAGAAAGGGCCACAAUAAAGCCCAGGAGCCCUUCCAGUCCUGCUCCUUUUGCAGGCCGCAUCGCAUCACACAGCUCACAGUGCAGUUAGACUGCCCAGAUCUGCAGCCCCCCUUCAGACAUCGCAAGGUGCAGAGAGUCAAACAGUGUCGAUGCAUGUCUGUGGAUGUGACCGGUCAUGGAAAACUGUGAAGGACUACCUUAAAAGAUUUUUGUUGUCAGAUUACUUGCCAAAGUAAGGGGUGAGGAACAUUGUCAAGUCAUAGUAAAAAUGGCUUGUCCAACAAAAACUGAACAUAAGAAACCUGUGUGAUAAAGGCAGCAUUGAACUAAUCAGAGAUUUGCGGCCAAGAUGUCUCAUCACUUUAGAAAUUAUUUUUGUUCAAGUUAAAGUUGGUAUUCCGCCGUCUGGGUGGAACAGUGGGUAUGUUUUGUCUCCCAGCUGUAACAAAUUUUAUAUUUUGAAGGGAUACAAGUCUAAUGGACACAGGGUGAUCAUGCUGACCAUUGCAUCUUAAAAUUAUAUUUUCUGAGCAGUGCAACUAGUUUGUUUCUUUGAUAUGAACUGUUUCAUUGCAAAUGAACUGACAUUUACCUUGCCAGUUUUCGCCUUGUGUGCAGUCAUACCAUUACUUUUCAGCAUCUUGAUUGAACUGAAGCUGCGUUGAGUUGAUAUAGAGAAACUUCAAGUGCCACGACAGUGGCUUCAACUUGUUGGGACUCAAGCUUUGGCUGCAAGUUGAGCAAAAUAUACUGCAGCUUGUGUAAUGGUUGUGCAAUGAAAUGUAUACAGUAUGACAUAUGUAUGUGUGUAAGUAUAUUUCUUUAAAAUAUAUUAAAUCUAUUUCAUAUAAAACAACUCCCUUUAGCGUGCAUGCACUUGUGUAUCAAAAGAGGACAAUGUUAAAUAACCAGCGGUUUCAAUGCAAAUUUAUAUAUUUGAUUUUAUUCAAUAAAUAUCACUUUUUAUGUU
Xiphophorus hellerii (green swordtail) is the source of this 1739-nucleotide messenger RNA. RefSeq names its product gremlin 2, DAN family BMP antagonist a (gene grem2a). The transcript has 2 exons. The coding region runs from base 380 to 958 and encodes 192 amino acids. Lineage: Eukaryota; Metazoa; Chordata; Actinopteri; Cyprinodontiformes; Poeciliidae. Gene Ontology annotation, biological process: animal organ morphogenesis. Gene Ontology annotation, molecular function: BMP binding; receptor ligand activity. The record is from RefSeq and is a predicted model, not a curated record.